Messenger RNA from Penicillium antarcticum, 3816 nucleotides. Its product is annotated as putative ABC efflux transporter. Bases 1 to 3816 code for a protein of 1271 amino acids. The record is from RefSeq and is a predicted model, not a curated record. The transcript is spliced from 3 exons. NCBI's taxonomy places the organism in Eukaryota, Fungi, Ascomycota, Eurotiomycetes, Eurotiales, Aspergillaceae. Gene Ontology annotation, cellular component: membrane. Gene Ontology annotation, molecular function: ATP binding; ABC-type transporter activity; ATP hydrolysis activity.
AUGGACAUGGAAAAAGACGAGAUCGAAUUAAGCGUCGUGAAACAGCCGCACCUGCAAGAUACAGGAGAUGCAGCCAACAACCUCUCUCUCCGCGCCGUCAACCCAACAGACAUAUCAGUCACCAACCUGUCUCUCUCCGUCAACACCUCGCCGACAUGGAACCCAAUAUGGAACCUGCGCCAACGGCUCAGCCAAACGUCAGCCCAACCAAAACCAACCAAAACAGUCCUAUCCAGCAUAACCGCCUCAAUGCCAGCAGGAACCCUAACAGCAAUAAUAGGAAGCAGCGGGUCCGGCAAAACAUCUCUGCUAAACUUAAUGGCAAACCGAAUGAACCUAUCACGGACACAAGUUCAAGUCUCCGGAAAAACAACCUUCAACAAAACAAAGAACAUAAAUCACAUCCGCAGCGCAUACGUCAUGCAAGAAGACGUCCUAAUCCCAACCCUAACCGUACGCGAAACUCUGCGCUACUCGGCAGACCUGCGCCUGCCCAGUCCAACAACAGCAGCUGAGCGCCGGGACAUUGUCGAGCAGGUCAUUCUCGAAUUGGGGCUGAAGGAGUGCGCUGAUACGCGCAUUGGGACGGCCGCGCAUAAGGGCUGCAGUGGAGGUGAGAAGAGGCGUGUUAGUAUUGGUGUGCAGCUUCUUUCUAAUCCUUCUGUUCUGUUUUGUGAUGAGCCUACUACCGGGUUGGAUGCUACGAGUGCGUUUCAGAUUGUGAGGACGUUAAAGGGGUUGGCGAGGGAUGGGAGGACGGUUGUUGUUUCGAUUCAUGCUCCCAGGUCUGAGAUUUGGGGGCUUUUUGAUCGUGUUGUUUUGUUGGCAAGGGGGGAGGCGUUGUAUGGUGGUGAGGUUGGAGGUGUUCUUGGGUAUUUUGAGGAUUUGGGGUUUUCGAUUCCUGAGUUUGUUAACCCGGCGGAGUUUUUGAUUGAUCUUGCUGCUGUUGAUCGGAGGAGUGGGGAAUUAGAGGGGGCUUCUGUUGCGAGAGUUGAAGGAUUGAGGGAUGCGUGGAGAGCGAGACAGGCUGCUGAUGCGGUGGCGGGUGAGGGUCAGGAGAAGAGGGUGUCGGCUUCUGUUGAUGCUCAAGCUGGGGCGAUGAAGAAAGUCUCGUUUCGUCGGCAGUUUCGUGUUUUGACUUCUCGCACUUUCACCACUACCAUUCGUGACCCGAUGGGUGUUGCCGGGAGUCUGCUUGAAGCCAUUGGAAUGGCAGUCAUCAAUGGGUGGAUUUUCUUGCAGCUUGAUGAGAGUCAGGCGGGCAUUCGCUCUCGAGAAGGUAGUCUUUAUACUGCCAGCAGCCUGAAUGGGUAUCUCAUUCUGCUAUAUGAGACGUAUCGUUUGACCAUCGACAUUCGACUUUUCGAUCGUGAGCGCAAUGAAGGCGUGGUCGGCGUACCAGCUUUCCUUCUCAGUCGGCGUGCAGCUCGAUUACCGCUGGAGGAUCUUCCUGUGCCGUUGAUAUUCUCUCUGAUUUUUUACUUCAUGGUUGGAUACCGGCUCGACGCAAGCCAAUUCUUCAUCUUCUUCGUUCUGACAUUACUCACCCACUAUGUCGCCGUUACCUUUGCUGCAGUAGCUAUUAGCAUAGCGCGCAGUUUCCCUGGUGCCAGUCUGGUGGGUAAUCUGUGUUUUACAUUGCAAUCCUUUGCUUGUGGGUACUUUGUUCAGUCGAACCAAAUCCCGGUCUAUGUGAGAUGGCUUAAGUGGUGUGCAUAUACCUUCUACAUCUUUGGCGCACUGUGUGCAAAUGAGUUCAUUGGAACCAAUGGCUCUGAGCUAGGCCAGUUCUACGACUGUCCUUAUUCAAAUGAUCCCUCUGACCCGGCUUGCAAAGAAUACACUGGCAGGUAUAUCAUGCAAAGUCUUGGAAUGCCCUCCGACUGGAUCUGGCGGCCAAUUGUGGUACUGGUUGCAUUUACCGUGGGUCACUACCUCGUCGCUGCUUUACUGCUGCAAUACAAUCGCUUCGCUAUUGAUGUUGCCCAGGCACGGGCAGCCGAAGGGGAGGCUUCUAACAAAGCCAAAAUCGCAAUUCGUCCAGCAGGAGAGACACGCAAAGUUGCCAUCUCGCUCGAUCAAUACGCCUUGGAGAUUCGGAAGAGACGUCUCCCCUGGCGAACUGCACAGAAACUUCAAAUCCUCAGGCCCAUCACCACAGAGUUUCAGUCGGGCCAAUUAAACGUGAUCAUGGGUCCAUCUGGAAGUGGAAAGACAUCACUUCUAAACUCGAUAGCACGCAGGCUACAUGGAUCCAUAGGGACCCGAUACUGCAUCCAUGGCAACAUGCUUUACAACGGUGCCGUCCCAUCAGAAGGUGUCAUUCGAUCCGUGACAUCCUUCGUCAUGCAAGACGACGACGCCCUCAUGCCCUCCCUUACAGUCCGUGAGAGUCUCAAAUUCGCCGCGGGUCUCCGCCUUCCAACAUGGAUGACCCGAGAAGAAAAGAACCGACGCGCCGAAGAAAUCUUACACAAAAUGGGACUUAAAGAGUGCGCCGACAACCUCAUCGGCAGCGAUAUAAUCAAAGGCAUAAGCGGCGGCGAGAAACGUCGUGUCUCAAUCGCAAUCCAAAUCCUCACAGACCCUAAGGUCCUCCUCCUUGACGAGCCAACCUCCGGCCUGGAUGCUUUCACAGCAAUGUCCAUCAUCGCACUGCUCCACAGUCUCGCCGCAGAAGGCCGCACACUCAUACUAACCCUCCACCAAUCCCGCUCAGACCUAUUCACCCACUUCUCGCAAGUCCUCCUCCUAGCCAGAGGCGGAUAUCCCGUUUACGCAGGGAGCGGCGAACACAUGCUCGCGCAUUUCGCCGCACUGGGCCAUGAUUGCCCACGCACAACCAACCCCGCAGAUUUCGUCUUAGACCUUAUCACAAUAGAUCUCCAACAGGCAGACCGCGAAGCCAUCACCAGGGAACGUGUGCAGCAUCUCAUUUCCAGCUGGAACAAGACGACCGUCGACCUUGUGCGCACUGCAUCGCAGAUCGCCACGCCUGCAGAACUGGGCAGUCUCAAGCGCCAGAUGCUUUCAUUCCGCGUUACAUUCCCACUGGUGCUUCAUCGCUCGUUUAUCAAUUUCUGGCGCCAGCCACCGCUGAUAAUGGCGCGGGUGAUGCAAAUACCUGGUAUUGCAAUUAUCAUGGCAUUAUUCUUUGCACCGCUGAAGAAUAACUUUGAAGCUGUACAGUCUCGUAUGGGAUUUAUCCAAGAAUUCGCGGCGUUGUAUUUUGUCGGCAUGCUCCAAAACAUAGCAAUCUACCCAAGCGAACGAGACGUCUUCUACCGCGAAGAAGCAGACAACUGCUACAGCGCCUCAACCUUCCUACUGUCCUAUACAACGAUCGAAAUCCCCUUCGAAAUCCUCUCGUCCCUAAUCUUCGGCGCAUUAGCCGCCUACGCAGACAACCUGCACCGCAGCAUAACAAUGUUCCUAGUCAGCAUAUUCAACUGCUUCUGCAUUAUAAACUGCGGCGAGUCCGUAGGCAUAAUGUUCUGCACGCUAUUCUCGCACGUCGGCUUCGCAGUCAACAUAACCUCGGUGUUACUGUCUAUAUCGACGAUCCUGGGCGGCGUCAUGAGUCUUAAUGUUAACGAUGUCUUGCAGGGCAUUAAUCAUUUGUCGCCUAUUAAGUAUGCGAUAGCGAACCUGGCGCCGUUUUCAUUGGAGGGCCAGGUCUUUACCUGUGAGGAUAGCCAGAGGCUUGUGAGUGGUGGUUGUCCUGUUGAUUCUGGUGAGCAGGUUUUAAGGCUGUAUAAUUUGGAUAAAGACGGGCCUAUGAAUGUUAUGGCGCUGGGUGUUUGGGAUGAGGUCUAG